Penicillium cosmopolitanum is the source of this 849-nucleotide messenger RNA. Its product is annotated as FAD-binding oxidoreductase. Gene Ontology annotation, molecular function: FAD binding. NCBI's taxonomy places the organism in Eukaryota, Fungi, Ascomycota, Eurotiomycetes, Eurotiales, Aspergillaceae. The record is from RefSeq and is a predicted model, not a curated record. The transcript is spliced from 3 exons. The coding region runs from base 1 to 849 and encodes 282 amino acids.
AUGCCCUUCUUACCAUUAUCUACUAUCCUGAGGUUAAGAAAGGAACUGGAAGGAACGGCCGCCGAAAUCUUGACGUGGGGAAGUGACGGAUACGGUGACGGCAUUAAACAAUGGAGUGAUUCUUGUGAUGAACAAGUUGGUGCCGUAGUUCGGGUCACAUCCGCCGGCGAAGCAGCUGCAGUCGUCCGCUUUGCCGCAUGCCAUCAAAUUCCCUUCGCAGUCAGAGGCGGGGGCUACUCCACCAGCGGAGCCUCCACGACCCGUGGAGGUAUCGUCUUGGACCUUUUCUAUCUACGAAGGGUCCACGUGGAUCCGGUAUCGCAAGUACUUACUGCCCAAGGCGGGGCUCUGUGGGAGGAUAUCGACGUUGCAGCAGCCCAGCACAGGCUAGCAGUUGUCGGAAGUACACUGAACCACAUUGGGGCAGCAGGAGCAACAUUGGGAGGAGGUUAUGGAUGGUUGACUGGCCAGUAUGGCCUGGCGAUUGACAAUUUGCUCUCGGCGAAGAUGAUCCUUGCUGAUGGCAGCGUGGUCACCGCUUCAGAAGAGCAACAUUCGGACCUCUUUUGGGCUAUUAGAGGUGCCGGUCAGAGUUUUGGAGUGGCUAUUGAGAUGAAACCACCCUGUAUUUGCUGGGACUCUUCUUUCUCGGCGGACAAACUACCCAGGAUUGUUGAUUUUGUGAACCAAUUUGAGACUCUCACCGAUGGUAUGCAGGGCUUCUGGUUUGGGUUCACCUCGUCGCUCUCAAUGGGCGAGCGCUCCAUCUUGGUGGUUGUCUUCUAUAAUGGGAAUCAAACUGAUGCAGAACAAUUCUUUUCCCGGUGCUUUCACUGGACCCGAUGGUGA